AUGUCGCUAGAUGAAGUUACGCGUCGCUGGCUUCGACGCCUUGUCUCGCAAACGCUCGAACUUGAUCCUUUACUCGUUGACAAUCUCUUGACAGGAACUACGAUAGAACUUGUGCAAUCUUUCUUCUCUUCGUCGAGUCCUGGUGGAAGUAUCUUGUUUUUCUACAAGACAGAAGAACAAUACCAAGUCGAAGAGGAAGUUGAGGAAACAAUUAAAAUCGUAAAAGAUGAGUCGAGUACAGAAGUAGCAAGUGAUAGUGUUAUACCAAUUGAUUCAACGGAUGAGAAAUAUCUUCAAGAAGAAAGUGAUUCUCUUGUAGACCCAGUGAGGACAUUGACAAAGCGAUUGCGAACUGAAACACGUGCAGUGUGUCAUGUCUACUUGAAUACACUUCCUGCCGAAUCAUCGAAGACCGCAACAGUAUUUUUGAUCAAGGUCGCGACUGGUCCCAUUACUCUCAAGACAAACACAAGUGACGCAGAGAUAAUCGUUUAUACAAAUCUUGAGCUUGGUUGUUCAACGGGCGACUUGCUUUCGAAUCUUGAAGGUGUUCUCUGUCAUGUUUUCAUGCCAUUGUUGGAUCCCCAAUUAUCAGGAUCAAUCGACUCCAUUAGACGAAAUGGUGAUGAAAUUGGUGUGAAAACAUCGUCAGCAGCUUCUCAAGCUCUUAAGGUAAUCGACGCUGUACGAAAUGAGUUUAAGAGCAAUCUAGUAAAAUUUUCCUCUCAAAUUACCAGUGCGAUUCAACGGAUUCAAGGGGAUGUUCACCUAAUUAUUCCUGACAUCAAUCUCACAAAACCAGAGACGCAUAUACACGAUUAUGAAUUGAUUGCUCAAUUAGAACAAACGUUUGAAGAAUGGUCUAAGACUGUAGCUAGUGUCGUUGAACAAGAGAGUCGAAAGAGUCCAAAACGCAAAGGUCCCUUAGCCGAAAUUGAUUUUUGGCGAGAGCGAAACGCUGCUUUAAGUACCAUUUACGAGCAGGUGAACAUGCCAACAGUUCAAAAGAUGCUUAAAUUGUUGGAACUCGUGGAAGGAAAUUCUCUUUUGACAUUCAAGUCUCACUUCGCUGAACUCACGAAAUUAUAUGUGGAAGCUAAAGACAAUGUGAAAUUCCUCACAACAUUAGAACGUCACUUUAAAAACAUUGCGAGUGGUUCCUUCUCAACCAUUGCAGACACGUUACCAUCAAUGAUGAAUGCUAUUCGAAUGGUUUGGAUUAUCUCUCGACACUACAAUACAGAUGAACGCAUGGUCCCAUUAAUGGAACGCAUUGCACACGAGAUUGUCGAUAAAGUAGCUGUGGAGAUUAAUAUCCAUACAAUUUUACGACAGAGUCCAGAGAAAGCGUUACGAGUGAUUGAAGAAGCCAAAAUUGUGCUUGAAUCGUGGCAUAGAACAUAUCAAAAUGUACGGGAACGCAUUGAAGCUAGUGGAACGGACCAUCGAUGGGAAUUUGAUCGCAAGCGUCUAUUUGAACAAACAGAUUAUAUGGCCAAAAUCUGUGAGAAUCUACAAGAAGUCGCAACUGUACUGCAUCAAUUUCAUCAGUUUCUAGGUCCAGAAUUAAAAGCCGUGACAGGUGAUUCACAAGGAAUUGAUGACGUAAUGAUACGAGUUGAAAAUCUCAUUCUACCUUUUGAAAACGUGCUGUACAAAAUCUUUGAUCGUGGGUACAAGACAAGUUGGGAUUUGGUCAUGACUCAAUUUCAAGAUCAAGUAACGGAGAUUGAGCACAUGACACAACAAUUUAUCGACUCUUCGUUUCGAAAACUUCGAUCUGCUGAAGGAGCGUUUGAUUUAUUACAAAAUUUUCAAAACAUUCAGUCCCGUGAGUCAAUAAACAAACAAAUGAUGGAGAAAUAUACAGAUAUCCUUACACAAUAUUCAAAGGAAGUUGAAAUGCUUGGAGAUCAAUUCCAUCGAUACAAAGAGUCUCCACCCGUGUAUAAAGACCAUCCUCCAGUCGCAGGUGCAAUUAGCUGGUCACGCGCACUUUAUUUGCGUGCGAAAAAGCCAAUUCUACGUUUUCGAACCAUGAAUGAUUUGUUAAAAAGUUCGUACGGGGAACAAGUCAAGGAGAAGUAUCUCGUGUUUGCACGUGCAGUUGACGCAUAUAUUCAACAGCUUCAUCGAGAAUGGAAAGAAAAAGUGCCUGCAACCAUUAAUGAAUGUCUGAAACAAUCGAUUCUUGGUCCAAAGCUCUUGGAAGCCGGAAAAUCCGAAACAGGGGGGACCCUUUUGAAACUUCCAUCUCCACCAUUUUAUGCCAACUUUUCGUUUGAGCUUAAAAUGAUUAUCAAAGAGUCGAAAUAUCUUGACCGACUUGGCUUUGAGAUUCCAGAAGAGGCUCUGAAUGUGACAUUGCAAGAAAAUAAAUAUCUUCAAUACGUUCAAGAUCUUACACUGAUGCUUGAACGGUACGACUCACUUUUAAGAGACCUAACACCAGUUGAAACGCAUUUAUUGCGAGCUCAAUUAAAGACACUAGAUGAUGCACUUCGUGUUGGUUUCUCUCCAUUAAAUUGGAACUCGCAGCGUGUCAUGAGUUUUAUUGAAAAUAGCAACAAAGCAUUGAAUCAAUUCGCGAAUCUCGUGAGUCAGAUUCAUAAAAGUAGUAAAAUGGUCGAAGAAAUUGUCGUGAAUAUUGAUCAGACAUUGUUGAUCCGAAUUGAAGAUUUUCGUCCAGGAAUUGUUACGGAAGUUAGUGAAUUUUACGAACUUGUUGAACGAAAUCGGAUGCAACGACUUGAUGAUCUUGUACAAAGUUACCGAUCAAUUGGUCCAUUGUUGAUAAAAGUGGAAGAGAUUGUUGCUGGCGUGAAUACUGGUACAAGUCCAGCUAUGUCAACGUACUAUAUGUAUUGGGAACGACGGGUGUUCAAUGCGAUUACUAAGAUGAUUAUUGCAUCUAUGACGACACUCCAAGCUUUGUUGAAUAUUCAUACAAAAGAUAUGAAUAAUGCAUCUCUUGUUAUGGGAGAAGCAAAGUUUAAGCGUCCACCUUUGUGUAAAGUGAAAGCAACGAUGCAUGGGAAAGAGAUUAUCGUAACUCCGUCACUUUCCGACAUGUACAAGUAUCUGAGUAAAUGUGUGAAACAUAUUGUUGAGAGUGCAAAAGCAUUUAUCCGCUGGAUGCAUGGAACUUGUCGUGAGACGGCACCUCUUGUUGUGAAUGAAGAUGAAGAGCCAAUUAUGUUUACAUUCUAUUCGGAUAUUUCUCAAAAUCCAUAUGUGAUCAAAAUGACUUUGUCUUUGAAUCAAGAGAUUCACAAGGUCUUUAAUAUUGUCAAUCGAUAUCUUGAUAGUUGGCGACGAUACGAUACAGUUUAUAAUCUCUGGAAUACAAAACGUCGAAGUGCUCUUGAUAAAUUAAUGGACAAGAAACCUCCUUGUGUGUACUUUGAUACACGAAUGGCACAAUAUUCUCGUCUUGCUGAGUCUGUACGAAACCAACCAACUGAGAAAGAUACGGAUUUCUUACAGAUCGAUUGUCUUCCACUUGCAGUUUCUAUCGCGAAACAAGCUGAAAUGUGGAAAGAUGAUUAUGGAAGAGUGUUACUGGAGAUCUCGAAUAAAAAGCUUGUAGAGAUAAUUUCAACUAUGGACAUGCUCGACAUCGAACUUGAUGUCAUACCUGAAGAUCUCGAAUCGCUGAAAAAAGUGUUAAAUACUGUUGCAAAAAUCAGCGACAUGGGCAUGGAAAUGGAGCUUGAAUACACAGAUAUUAUCGAACGCUAUCGGACGCUACAAUCCUAUCAUAUCACAUGUGAUCCAGCCGAGUUGCAGCGAGCGUUUGCCCUCGAAACACGCUGGAAAACUCUGUAUUUCGCUUCAAGAACAAAAGAUUUACGACUCGUGAAAGUGAAAGAUCAAUUUCGAGGCGUGACGAAACAGGAUGCACUUCAGUUUUCACAAGAAUGUCAAAAGAUCAAACAAGAAUUUAUUGAACAUGGACCAGGUACGUGUGCACUUGAUCUUGACGUUGGACUCGAGCGUUUAUCCAGUUAUAAAACGUUACUCAUUGGAUUUAAGACACGACGUCAGGAGCUUGCAAACGCCGAGAAUCUCUUUUCUCUACCCAUUACUUCGUAUCCAGAGCUUCAAGAAUUAGCAGAAGCUCUUGAAAAGCACGAGAUUAUUUUCAAUCUAUACACAGAAGAAAAGGAUUUUAUCGCAACGAUGUCCAGCAUGUUGUGGGCUGAUUUAGAUGUCGCUGCGAUGAAUAAAGGGCUUGAAGAACUGGAAAAACGCUGUCGAAUGAUUCGUAAAGACUUGAAAACCUUGUCGACAUUUAUGGCAGUGGAAAAGCAGAUAAUAUCGUUUCGAGAAAGUCUCCCGCUUAUCCAGAGUCUUAAAAACGAUGCUGUCAAACCACGCCAUUGGGAAGAGCUGAUGGUCGUCACUCAAGUGCGAUUUGAGAUGAAUCUCAAGACUUUUACACUAAAACAACUCUUUGCGAUGGAAUUGCAUCGAUUUUCAAAUGAAAUUGCUGAAAUCGUCAAUUCGGCCAUGCAAGAGCAAAAGAUUGAGCAAGAGAUGAAUAAAAUACAAGAUGUGUGGUCUAAAGCUAUACUUGAGUUAGUAAAAUACAAGAAAAAUGGUACCGAUCGUGGAUGGAUCUUACGAGCUGCAGAUGAUUUAAAACUUAUGUUAGAAGAUCACAUGUUGAAUCUUCAAACCAUGGCGAGCUCACGAUUCAUUACCAAUUUUGCAGAGCAAAUUCGCAAGUGGGAAAAGCGUCUUGGUGUUAUGAACGAAUGUCUUGACAUUUGGUUUAUCGUUCAACGGAAAUGGAUGUAUCUUGAAAGUAUCUUUGUUGGUGCCGACGAUAUUCGACAGCAAUUACCUGAUGAAGCGCGUAAAUUUGAUGUUAUUGACAAUGCAUGGAAAACUAUCAUGGCGGCGACAUACAAGAAUGCAAAUGCUGUGGAAGCUUGUACAGCUGAGAAUCGUGUAGAAACGCUUCAAUCGCUUUCGGAUCGAUUAGAUAAAUGUCAAAAAUCAUUAAGCGAUUAUCUUGAUACGAAACGAAAUGCAUUUCCACGCUUUUUCUUCAUAUCCGACGAUGAACUUCUUAGUGUCUUAGGAUCGUCCGAUCCUACGUCAAUUCAAGUGCAUAUGCUUAAGCUUUUUGAUAAUGUCAAACUCUUAACUUUUAUUCGCAAUGGGAAGAGUGUAAAUGCAAUGGAAAGUGCAGAAGGUGAAAGAUUUGACUUUCGGACAUUAUCUUCAGUUGAAGGACCUGUGGAAUCGUGGAUGACUAGUGUAGAGAGUGAAAUGCGUACUUCGCUUCGACAAAUUGCAAAGGAGGGAGUCUUUCAAUACGCGAGUAUUGAUCGAAUUCAAUGGCUUGAGACCGUGUUAGGAAUGGUAUCACUAGUCGGUAGUCAAAUCUGGUGGACAUGGCAAGUGGAAGAUGUGUUUCAUCGUGUUGAAAAAGGUGAUAAAUAUGCUAUGAAAGGAUUAGAGAAGCAAUUAUCUGAUCAACUCAAUACGCUUGUAAGACGAGUACGAGAGCCUUUGGAUGCCUGCACACGAAAGAAAGUCAAUACAUUAUUGAUCAUUGACGUACAUGCUAGAGAUAUUGUCGAUUCAUUUGUGCGUGAUAGUAUUCUACAUGAAAAAGAGUUUGCAUGGGAAUCACAAUUACGCUUUUAUUGGCGAAAAGAUGUUGACGAUGUUGUUAUAGGUCAAUGUACUGGUUCAUUUCGAUAUGGAUACGAGUUUAUGGGUUUAAACGGUCGUCUUGUGAUCACGCCAUUGACAGAUCGUUGCUAUAUGACACUCACUCAAGCACUGACGUUUAAACUCGGUGGAUCUCCAGCAGGUCCAGCUGGAACAGGCAAGACGGAGACUGUCAAAGAUCUGGCAAAAUCGCUUGCAUUACCAUGUUAUGUAAUAAAUUGUGGCGAAGGACUCGAUUAUAAAGCUAUGGGAAGUAUCUUUUCUGGAUUAGUACAAGUAGGUGCAUGGGGUUGUUUUGAUGAAUUUAAUCGGAUCAAUAUCGAAGUUUUAUCGGUUGUGUCAGCACAACUUCGUGCGAUUCAAAAUGCACUUCAUGACGAGAAAAAAAGUGUUGACAUUGGUUUUGGAUCAGAGAUUGCAAUCCAUCGUACUGCUGGUUUUGCCACGUGUGGAUUUUUCAUUACCAUGAAUCCAGGAUAUGCAGGACGAACCGAGUUACCAGAUAAUCUCAAAGCUCUCUUUCGUCCAGUGACAAUGAUCAUUCCCGAUCUAUUACAAAUUUGUCAAAUUAUGUUGUUUUCCGAAGGAUUUGAACAUGCCGUUGGACUUGCAAAGAAAAUGACAGUGUUGUAUCAACUCUCGAAAGAGCAAUUAUCAAAACAAUAUCAUUAUGACUUUGGAUUACGUGCUUUGAAAAGUGUUUUAGUGAUGGCAGGAGCUUUAAAACGCGAAUAUAGUGAAAUGAAUGAAGAUGUUGUACUCAUGCGAGCUUUACGAGAUAGUAAUAUGCCAAAGUUUGUAUUUGAAGAUGUCCCUCUGUUUCAUGGAUUAAUCAAUGAUUUAUUCCCUGGUUUAGAUUGUCCUCGAGUUGGUUAUGUUGUAUUACGAAAUGCAAUUGAUACUGAACUCAAACGUGGCGAAUAUGAUACAAGCGACUUUAAAGUGUAUCAUGAACAAAUUGAUAAGAUCCUACAACUAUAUGAAACAAUGCUCGUUCGACAUACGACAAUGAUCGUCGGACCUACAGGAGGUGGCAAGACGUUGGUAGUCAAUACACUUGCAGCUGCGUCAAAAUCAGCUUUAGAUGAAAGUGUGCGAAUUUUUGUCUUGAAUCCUAAAGCUCAGUCGAUUGCUGAAUUGUAUGGCACAAUGGACUCCGUCACAAGGGAUUGGACAGAUGGAGUUUUAAGUCGAUUAUUUCGAGAGUUAAAUCAGCCUCUUUUAAAUGGCAAAGAAAAGGAAAAACGGUGGCUUCUCUUUGAUGGAGAUGUUGAUGCUGUAUGGGUUGAGAAUAUGAAUAGCGUGAUGGAUGAUAAUAAACUCUUAACAUUACCAAAUGGUGAACGUAUUCGAUUACAAAGUCAUUGUUUAAUGAUAUGUGAAACAAGUGAUCUUCAAUAUGCAUCUCCUGCAACUAUAAGUCGGUGUGGAAUGGUCUGGGUUGAUCCUAAAAAUUUAGGCUAUCGACCAUAUUUCGAACGUUGGUUAAAGAAAACAAAUCCACGAAAUCAUACCGGAUCGACAGGAGAACUACCGGGUCGGAUGCCGGAUAAACGGACUCAAUUGCUUGAGUUAUUUGAUAAGUAUGUACCUCAAUGCAUCAAUUUCAUCUUGGAAGGUGUCGUUGGAUUGGAUCAAACGGUUGCAAAAUGCCAUCAAGUCAUUUCAAUUUCGAACUUGGAUAUGUGUAAACAACUUUGCGUAUCAUUAGAUGGACUUUUACCACAAGGAGACGCAGUUCUCGAUCGUACAAGUGUUGAAGGGCUUUUCGUUUUUAGUUUAGUCUGGUCUUUAGGAGCCGCAUUGCUCGCUUCAAGUCGAGAUCGUUUAGACACUUUCAUUCGUACGAUAUCUGACUUUCCAUUACCAUCCACCAGUUUGUACGACAAUUUCUUUGAUCUCGAAGCUCGAAAAUGGUUUGCAUGGGAAUCUCGUGUCGUAUCGUACACUGCACCUUCGCCUUUUCUUUUUUCCCAUGUAUUUGUUCCAACAAGUGAUUCAAUGCUUUACACUUUUCUUCUAACAAAUUGCAUGACAACAGAAAAACCAGUGCUUUUUGUGGGUGAAAGUGGUUCAGCCAAAACGGUGACGAUUCAAAAUUAUUUGAAUCAUUUAGAUUCACAAAGUUUUUCAACUUUAGCACUAAAUUUCUCAAGUCGAACGAGUAGUUUAGAUGUUCAGACAACAAUUCAAGCAAACGUUGACAAACGAUCGGGCAAAGUUUACGGUCCACCCGCUGGAAAGAAACUUUUGAUUUUCAUCGAUGACUUAAACAUGCCGAAAGUCGAUCUUUACGGCACACAGCAACCCAUUGCUCUCUUGCAUUUUCUUCUAAAUCGUGGAAGUAUAUACGACCGUGGCAAAGAUUUGGAUUUGCUCACGUUAAGAGAUUUGCUCUUUCUUAGUGCUAUGGGACCUCCUGGUGGUGGUCGAAAUCAAGUCGAUCCACGUUUUGUAGCACAAUUUAAUGUUUACAACCUCACGUCACCAACCAAACAAGUGCUUCGCCACAUUUAUGGCUCAAUCGUGACAACAUACUUUCGAAAUUUUAGCAACGACAUCCAAAGCAUUGGCAUCGGAUUAAUUGAUGGAUUGUUAGCCUUUUUCGAGUUUAUUGUGGAAAAGUUACCUCCCACACCGUCUAAAUUUCAUUACAUUUUCAAUUUACGCGAUCUUGGAUGUGUUUGUGAAGGAUUGUGCAUGGCAACACCCGAUCUUUUCACUUCCAGUGCAUCGAUUGUACGUCUAUGGCGCAAUGAGAUUAAACGAAUAUUUACUGAUCGACUUACGACAGAAUCGGAUACUGCAAUUGUCGAUGGAGCAUUCAUGCAGAUUGUACGUCAGACAUUUCCACAAGAAGCAGACACGGCUUUAGAAAAUCCACUACUGUUUGGUGAUUAUGCUGAUUGUAUUGGACGGAUUACAAAUGAAGCGACAUGCGAAGACGCACGAUUGUAUCAAGAUAUGGGAUCGUAUCGACAAAUUCGUAGUAUCUUUGAUGAAGUUCUCGAAACGUACAAUGUCGAUCAUAAACCCAUGACAUUAGUUCUGUUUGAAAUGGCAUUAGAACAUUUAUCACGAAUUCUACGCAUUAUUCGAAAUCCAUUGGGUCAUGCUUUAUUAAUUGGGAUUGGAGGAAGUGGCAAGCAAAGUUUAUCGCGACUUGCAGCGUUUACAGCAGGAUACGAUCUCUUUGAAAUCUUUCUGACACGUGGAUAUGGUGAAGCGGAAUUUCGAGAGAAUUUGAAAGAUUUAUAUCGAAAAUUAGGCAAACAACCGAUGGUGUUUCUUUUUACUGAUGCUCAUGCAGUAGAAGAAGGAUUUUUUGAAUAUAUCAACAAUAUGCUUACAACAGGUGUAGUACCAGCUCUUUUUGAAUCGGAGGAACGAGAAUCUCUUGCGAAUUCGGUGCGAGAUCAAGUCAAAGCAGCAGGAUUGAUCGAAUCGAGCGAUACAUGCUGGCGGUUCUACGUCGACUUGUGUCGACAGAACCUUCACAUAAUUCUUGCCAUGUCUCCUUCAGGUAAUGCGCUUCGAUUACGAUGUCGUAACUUUCCUGGUCUUGUCUCGGCUACAAUUAUUGAUUGGUUCUUCGCAUGGCCUGAAGAUGCACUACGUAAUGUUGCACAAUACUUUUUAUCUCAAGAGAAUCUACCGGAAGAAUCACGCGAAGAUGUGACGAAUCAUCUCGUCUAUGCUCAUUUACGUGUUGUACGUGUCGCGCAGCAAUUUGGCGAUGAAUUGCGUCGGCAUUAUUACGUCACACCAAAGAAUUAUCUUGAUUUUCUUUCAAAUUAUCGUCUUCAAUUGAAAGAGAAUAAAGUGAAAGUCACAGCAAGUAUUGGUCGUUUAAAAGGAGGUCUUUUAAAACUUGUUGAGGCAGCCCAAGCGGUAGAUUUGAUGCAAGUUGAAUUAUCAAAGAAAAAGAUCAUUGUGGAUGAAAAAGCUUUGGCAUGUGAAGCUUUAAUCAAGACGAUUGAAGAAAAGUCGACGGUAGCAUCAAAACAACAGGAAGUUGCAUCAAUGACUCAGAUGGAGUGUGAGAAAGCAUCCAUUUUGAUCGCACGAGAAAAGAAAGAAGCAGAUGCUGCGUUGUUGGAGGCUCUUCCAGCAGUCGAAGCAGCUGCUGCUGCUUUGCAAGAUCUUUCAAAAGCAGAUUUGACCGAGUUAAAAUCCUUUGCAUCGCCUCCACCUUUAGUCAUGUCAGUAUGUCAAGAACUUGAUCUCGACUGGAAAGGGGCAAAAGUGAUGUUAAGCAAUGCAAAUCUCAUCACUUUAUUGAAAGAGUAUGAAAAGGAUAAAAUUUCAGCCAAAAUGAUCAGCAAGAUCAAGACAUUUUUCAAGAAUCCAGAAUUAAAUAUUGAUACCAUGAAAUCCAUUUCUCGAGCUGGAGCAGGAUUACUUGUGUGGGUGGUAGCAAUUGUCAAAUAUCAUGAUGUGGCAAAGAAUGUUGAACCUUUACGUCAAAAAGUUAAGACUAUGGAAAAGGAACAAAUGUUAAAAGAACAAGAAUUGACUGAUUUGAAAGCUACGCUUGAUCGAUUAAAGUCCGAGCUUGAGAGUUUGUCAGUUCAAUUUCAAGAAGCAAAUUCUGAAUUGCAAGGAUUAAAAAUUCAAGCUGAUCAGAUGCAAAAACGACUUCAAGCUGCAAGUAAAUUGCUCUCUGGUCUUGGCUCGGAACGUACACGCUGGACAAAAGAUGUUGAGUCAUUACAUAGUCAAAGUGAACGUCUUGUAGGUGAUUGUUUACUCACUGCUAGUUUCUUAAGCUAUGCAGGAGCGUUGAGCUUUGAGUAUCGAACAAAUCUCAUCUAUCGUGAUUUCUUUCAAGAUCUAGAGUCUCGUCAUUUACCAGUCACGUCUCCUUUUCGACUGGAAAAGUCGUUAACGGAUGAGACAGUGAUUCAAAAAUGGGUCUCAGAAGGGUUACCAGCGGAUGAACACUCGGUUCAAAAUGGUAUUUUAACAACAAAGUCGAGUCGCUUUCCACUUUGUAUUGAUCCUCAGCAACAAGCUGUGAAUUGGAUUAAAAAAAAGGAAGAAAAGAACAGUUUGACAGUCAAGACAUUUAGUGAUCCGGAUUUUAUGAAACAUCUUGAAUUGGCCAUUCAAUUUGGAAAUCCAUUUCUCUUUGAAAGUGUUGAUGAAGAAGUAGAUCCAAUUCUUGAUCCUGUGUUGGAAAAACGAACGUUUAUGGAAGGAUCCCAACGAUUUAUCCAACUAGGCGAUAAAAAUGUAGAAUGGGAUUCGAAUUUUCGACUUUAUUUGACUUCAAAACUUGCGAAUCCCCAUUACUCUCCCGAGAUCAUGGGGAAGACAAUGAUUGUCAAUUACAGUGUAACACAAGAUGGACUUGCGAAUCAAUUAUUAAACGUCGUUGUAGCACAUGAACGACCGGAUUUAGAAGCACAAUUUCGUGACUUGGUUUCAGAAAUGUCGGAAAGUACACAAUUGAUUGUCGAGCUUGAAAAUACACUACUUCGUGAAUUAUCAAGUAGUUCUGGUAAUAUUUUAGAUAACGAAGAAUUGAUUGGAACGUUAGAUGAAACGAAGACUCAAGCGUUUGAAAUUAGUGGAAAAUUAGAGCUUGCGAGUUUUACAAAGACUGAAAUUUCGAAAGCUCGUGAAGUGUAUUCACCUGUUGCAUUGCGUGGAUCUAUCUUGUACUUUGCCAUGGCUGCACUCGCGACGAUUAUGAAAAUGUAUGAGAUUUCACUCGCAUCGUUUUUAACAGUGUUUCAUACUGCACUUGAGACUGCAAAACGAGAUGUCGUACUUGAGAAACGCUUGAAAUUGAUGGUCCAAUCAAUUACGGCCUUAUUGUACGACUAUACGUGUACAGGAAUUUUUGAGCGACAUAAACUCAUGUUUUCAUUCCAGAUGACGUGUAUGAUCAUGAAUGCAUCGAAUGAACUCGAUCGUCUCGAACUUGAUUUUUUCUUAAAAGGAAAUACAUCACUUGAAGCUGUGAGUGAACCAAAACCCGAGAAUCUAACGUGGAUUUCAAAUGCUGGAUGGAAAGACUUGCUUUGCUUAAGUACUUUACAUGAAGGAGGUGUUUUUACAUCAUUACUAGCUGAUUUGAGAACAAGAACAAUUGAAUGGAAAGCUUGGUACGAUCUUGAAGCUCCAGAAGGUGCAGACCUUCCAAGUUCGUUUUCAACUCAUCUUUCUGGUCUUUCAAAAUUAUUACUUUUUCGUUGUUUUCGACAAGAUCGUGUGUAUAAUGCUAUGAAAUUAUUUGUUAUGGAUGCAAUGGGUGAAAAGUAUGUUCAACCUCCUGUGUUAGACUAUAAUCGAAUCUAUAAUCAAAGUGUUUCGACAUCUCCAAUUGUUUGUAUCUUAAGUCCUGGAGCCGAUCCACAAAGUGAUAUCCAAACAUUAGGCGAUACUUAUGGUUUUUCAUCUUCUCGUUUCAAAUUCUUAGCUCUUGGUCAAGGACAAGGACCAUUAGCAGAACAAAUGGUUCAAACUGGUGCAUUACGAGGUCAUUGGGUUUUACUACAGAAUUGUCAUUUGUUAACAAGUUGGUUAAAAACAUUAGAAAAGAUGCUUCUUUUAUUAACAAAACCUCAGAAAGACUUUCGUUUGUGGCUUACAACCGAACCAACCGAUCGCUUUCCACUUGGAAUUUUACAACGAUCUUUAAAAGUCGUGACUGAACCACCCGAUGGAUUAAAACAAAACAUGCGUCGUUUAUAUUCUAAAGUUGAUGCGACAAUCUUCGAUGAAUGUCCACAUGAUAUUUUUCGUUCGAUGGUUUAUGUUCUUUGUUUUUUACAUGCUGUAGUUCUUGAACGUCGAAAAUAUGGAAAGAUUGGAUGGAAUGUAAAUUAUGAUUUUAAUGAAUCGGAUUUUACUAUAUCACGAAAAUUACUGAGUUUAUAUCUUACAAAAGCAUAUCAAGAUCAAGAUGAAAUGAUUCCAUGGGGAGCAUUGAAAUAUUUAAUUGGUGAUGCAAUGUAUGGUGGUCGAGUAAGUGAUGCUUAUGAUCGUCGAAUUUUAACGACGUACUUAGCCGAGUAUAUGGGUGAUUUCUUAUUUGAUACAUGUCAUCGUUUCUAUUUCAGUCGCUCGGGUUAUGAUUAUGUUCUUCCUGGUAAAAUUACGGGUAUUUCAUCUCAAUCCUUAAAUUUAGAGGCUUAUAUUACGAGUGUCGAGGAUUUACCACUAACGAAUAGUCCUGCAGUCUUUGGAUUGCACCCAAAUGCAGAAAUUGGGUAUUAUACGAAUAUGUCGAAAAGUGUAUGGAAAGAUUUAAUUUCACUUCAACCACGAUCGACAAAAUCAGGUACCGGUAUCUCGCGGGAAGAAUAUAUCACGAAUGUCACGAAAGAUAUUUUAUCAAAAGUGCCAGAACCAGUUGAUGUUCAUCUGAUUCGAAAAACCUUUAAAAUGACACCCACCCCAACUCAAAUUGUUCUAUUACAAGAACUUGAUCGUUGGAAUCUUUUGACAAGUCGAAUUCAAAUGUCAUUAAAAGAUCUUCAAAAAGCAUUAGUAGGUGAAAUUGGGAUGAGUGAAGACUUAGAUGCAGUGGGUACUGCACUAUACGAUGGGUUUCUUCCAAAUCUUUGGCGAUCAUUAUGUCCAAAUACAGAAAAACCACUUGGAAGUUGGAUGGAACAUUUUACAAAACGAUAUACUCAAUAUAUGAAUUGGAUAGCAAAUGGUGAACCACGAGUUCUAUGGCUUUCAGGAUUUAGCAUUCCUGAAUCAUAUCUUACUGCAUUAGUACAAGCUACAUGUCGAGCGAAGAAUUGGCCAUUGGAUAAAUCUACAUUGUAUACACGUGUGACAAAUUAUACGUACGAUUCACAUGUUUUACUCGACGAUCGGAAUGGAGAUGCUGGAUGUUAUGUGAAAGGAUUGUUUCUUGAAGGCGCAUCUUGGGACCUUCAACGAGGGUGCUUAGCUCCACAAAAGCCAAAACAAUUAGUGGAAGAAUUACCAAUUUUACAGAUUAUUCCGAUUGAAGCUAGUCGACUGAAAUUGCAAAAUACUUUUCGCACACCUGUGUAUGUUACUCAAGCACGACGAAAUGCGAUGGGUGUUGGACUUGUGUUUGAAGCUGAUUUGUAUACGACUGAACAUGCGUCUCAUUGGGUUCUGCAGGGUGUUGCACUUACGCUUAAUACAGAUUACUAG
Messenger RNA from Plasmopara halstedii, 13836 nucleotides. RefSeq names its product flagellar inner arm dynein 1 heavy chain alpha. The record is from RefSeq and is a predicted model, not a curated record. The transcript has 3 exons. Lineage: Eukaryota; Oomycota; Peronosporomycetes; Peronosporales; Peronosporaceae. Gene Ontology annotation, cellular component: dynein complex. Gene Ontology annotation, biological process: microtubule-based movement. The coding region runs from base 1 to 13836 and encodes 4611 amino acids. Gene Ontology annotation, molecular function: dynein light intermediate chain binding; dynein intermediate chain binding; ATP hydrolysis activity.